Messenger RNA from Gamsiella multidivaricata, 2675 nucleotides. Its product is annotated as DNA repair protein endonuclease SAE2/CtIP C-terminus-domain-containing protein. Bases 175 to 2529 code for a protein of 784 amino acids. Gene Ontology annotation, biological process: DNA repair. The transcript has 3 exons. The record is from RefSeq and is a predicted model, not a curated record. NCBI's taxonomy places the organism in Eukaryota, Fungi, Mortierellomycota, Mortierellomycetes, Mortierellales, Mortierellaceae.
CCAUUCCUUUACGUGCUGCCGUCCGCCACCGAUACUAGAUUCAUGAUUGACUGAUGUGACAUCAUAGAACUCGAGACGGAAAACAAGAAGCUCAAGCAGCUAAUCAGACAGCACCGCACCAGUGCUCUGGAUUGGUGUUCCCUUGCCAAGAGCUAUCAGCAGGACCGCAACUUUAUGGCACUUAGACUUGCUGAACUAGAACUGCAGAUCGCUAAGAGAGCUCAACAGCAUGUUAACGAUUCGCAGGCGACUGCCGAGACGUCCAAGGGUCGCGCAACAGCCGCCAGGCAUCAUGACGAGGGCUCUGAACUGAACAACUUUGUCAGUCAGUCUAUAUCGCAGAUUCUGGAUCAAAUGGCGCCUUCAAAGACCGCACGAGAACCAAGCCUACCACAAUUGGGCAAAGGGAAAUACGUGCUUGGAAACAACAGCAACAACAAUAUCAAGGGAGAGGCUGCGCCUUUGCUGCGCUCAGCACUCAAGACCUCAUCCAAGUCAUCUGCCUGCGCAUGUGGGUGCCAGGAGGAGCUCAAGUCCUGGAAAUCACGCUGCGCCUUUGCUGAAAACCAAGUCACACUAAUGGAGAUGCGGUGCGAGCGAACAAUCAUUAUGAUGGACGCAUAUAAGGCGAAAUGGGUCGAGUGGAAGGAAGCGGUCGUACGUGAGCAAUACCAGCGCCGCCUGAAGGCAGCCAUGUCCCCGCAGGCAGCUCAAUUUAUGUCUCUGAACUCGCAGGGCGAUCAGCCACGACAGCAACAGCAACAGCAACAGCAACAACAACAACAACAACAGCAGCAGCAGCAGCAGCAGCAGCGGCAACGGCAGGGGCAGAGAUCAAGACAGGAUCCUCAUACAGAUCGUAAUGACAUCAAACGAACACGAUUUAACACUGAGGAGAGGGAGACGUCGCAACAAAGGCAGAAAACGACUGAAAGAAACACGCUUCUCAACCAAUUCAGCGCUGUGCAUCGUGAGCAACACUCUCGCCGCAGGGGUUCCGCUUCAGAAAAUCGUUUUCAUGUUGUUACGGGUUCUGCUGAGUCGCCACAUAUGAUAUUUGACGAUUUGGACGACGAUUUGAGUGCGAGCGAGGCCUUCGAUCUGAGAGGACAUCCGCCGAAAGCGCUUGUCCUGGAUUCAGAAGAAAACGACGCGUCCACUGAUGUCGGCUCUCAACCAAUGUCACUCACAUUCCCUUCAGAUUUGGCUCUCCGUCGACGUGGUCAAUGGUACUCAGAGUCCGAAGACGAUGAUAAGAGCUAUAGCGACAAUGACAAUGAUAACGAUAUCCACAAAGGCAAUCACGGACGCUUUGGGCCACGUAAGACUUUCACAAGUGUGUCGCCCACAACUCGGGCAUCAGAGGCCCGAAGAAAGCGAAUACCGGCCGUCAGCAGCAAUAGACCGACGCCUCAGCAGCAAAAGCAAAAGGCCUCGAAUACCACUACCGACGACGCAUCUGCGAUGCUCAACAUACAAUCCAAUCAAUCCUCCCCUCUGUCCGAUUCCGAGGAUCUCAUGGCAGUAUCUCUGCACCCAUCCGAGAACAAAUCGACCAAGGACAACCAGCAGGCGAAAUAUGAUGUUUCUGAGACGUCUCGAUCUACUUCCAGGGCUACCCAGCAUACAGCAACCGACUUUACAAAUGGCCCAGCCAAAAUUGGAACGCAUUCGAGUGGCGAACUCCAGGCAGCGCUCCCACAAACCCCAAAGGCCUCAUCUAGGACUGCUGAAGAGGCUCUGUCCGCCGGUCAUGUUCCUUAUAACAGUCGUAAAGUGUUUGUACCGGAGACCCCAUUGGAGCUGCAGGGUAGCACUCCCAAAAAAAGCGCGGCAUCAUCUGUGAGACGUUCACUAUCUGUUGUGUCACCGCCCCGUGGCGCUGCACAGGAAACAUCAGACCAAGGCAGCCGACCGCCUCAGCCAGUUAUGCAGGCUCUCACGGUUGAUCCGGACGACUCGACAUAUUCGUGUGCUUUGAGCGGGGUUGACGAACCCAACAAAGAAAACGAGGCACCGCAGGAGUCGAUAACCCAGGCGCAUACUGUCGUAGGUGACGGUAACGCGGGCGAAAAUUCGCACAAGCAGGGAGGUGUCGACCCGGACCACCGGCAUGAGCAGGGUCAUCAGCAGCAGCAACAAAGGAUAUAUAACUUCACUGAACGACGCAAAGACAAGAGGAAGCAUAUGCACGGCCACGAUUGUGCCUGCUGUCGCCGAUUUUAUGAGCUGACAGGGCCAUUGCCACUUCCAGAUGGUCAUAACGCAUUCUUCACUCCUGCACCCCGUCCCGGCGAAAAAGAGGUCUGGGAGAAAUCUGCUGAGGAGAGGCUGCAAGGUCGUAUACAGGAGAUUUCAAGACAUCGAGUUCAUCACGAGGAGCGCCUGACUCCUCCAGGAUUCUGGGACACAGAUUUCCCAUCGACACAAGAUCGAGAAGAGUGGGACCGGAUCGCUGCUGAGAGACGAGAUAGGAAGAAACAGAGGGCCACGCACGAGCAACAACGGCAGCAACGACAGAGGAGGUAGAAGUACCGGCAACUUUAAUGGAGUGGAGCGGGAAUAUUUUCGGAAACAUUAUUAGGAAGCAAAUGGAACUUAAACAAUAUCACCCUAGUCUCUGCCCUCAAUAAAUAUUAUGUCCAUAUUUUAUGACUUGAGCACAUAAACCAUAU